Cladophialophora carrionii CBS 160.54 is the source of this 999-nucleotide messenger RNA. RefSeq lists its product as uncharacterized. The record is from RefSeq and is a predicted model, not a curated record. Lineage: Eukaryota; Fungi; Ascomycota; Eurotiomycetes; Chaetothyriales; Herpotrichiellaceae. Bases 1 to 999 code for a protein of 332 amino acids. The transcript is spliced from 2 exons.
AUGAGCAGCAGUAGCAACAGCAGCAGCUUUUACAUGGGCGAGUCACUGACUGAGCAACAAUACUUAGCCCCAAUCGUGUAUCUCCAGUCCAAGGAAGAAUAUCUUCCGUCAGACAUUGGAUCUCAACUGAAGCAUACACACCCGGUGUUCAAGGGUAGUCCAAUCGCCAACUGUCCCUCGCCACUGACACUGGACAAUCUGGACGAAUUGAAUGCACACGGCGGGAAAGACGUCUUCUUGAGCUCCAAUGACGAUGUGUCCAACAAUCCCGGGUGGAUGAAAGGUGUGCGACCGGAUGCGAACGGCAAGACAAACGGCGCCAAGUCAUGCUGCAUUGUGGUCAACGACCACGGCACGGGCACCGUCGACGCCUUCUACAUGUACUUCUAUGCCUACAACCAAGGGCAGACCAUCUUUGCCAAAGAACUCGGCGACCACGUCGGCGACUGGGAACACAACAUGAUCCGCUUCAAAGACGGCAAGCCCACAGCGAUCUGGUACUCGCAGCACGCGUCGGGGGAGGCGCUGUACUACAAACUGGUGGAGAAGCACAACCACGGCCUGCGACCCAUCACGUACAGCGCCCGAGGGACGCACGCCAACUAUGCUACCGCGGGGACGCACGACCACGCAAUCCCACACUUCAACUUGCCGCUCGGCGUGUUGAUGGAUGUGUGCGAUCGUGGUACACUCUGGGAUCCGACCUUGAAUGCCUUCUUCUACAAGUACGUGCCCAAGGUACCGGGCAGGGACUCGGAGGGGGGCACAUUCACACCGUACGAGCCGGGCACGCCGGUCGCGUGGCUACGCUUCCUGGGCCAUUGGGGAGAUGAAAGGUUCCCGGCGGGAGAUCCGAGGCAGCGAGAAAAGAACAUUGGCAAGCAUUUCAAGUACGAGGGCGGGCCGACGGGGCCGUAUGACAAGGUGUUAGAAAGGAAGGAUAUAUGGCCCAAGGGAUCGGCCGGCGAGCAUAUCUGGAAGAUUAUGCCCUGGGCAUGA